AUGGCCUCCCUCGCCCUCUCCCCCGCCGACAAAGCUCUCUCGCUCCUCGUCACGUCUUUCAAAGACCUGUCGAUAACGCUCUCGACCGCGACUCCGGCAGUCUCCCAGUUCACCGCUGGCGACAAGACCAUCACGGGGGCCUCAGCGAUCGCCUCGCACUUCGCAUCUCUCAUCCCCGCCCUCCAGAACACAACCUACACCGCCGAGGAAUCCGCCGAGAUCCAGCGAUGGCUCGAGCUCCUCCCGUGCACACCGGUACCCGAGAGCACUCUCGACACUCUCAACGAGACGCUCAAGUUCCGGAGCACGCUCCUGGGCGAGAAGUUCUCGAUCGCCGACGCCGUCGUCUACGCCAGCGUCAAGAACGAUGUCGCCGCGUGGAGCGAUGAACAGCGCACCGGCGAGAAGGGCCGCAGACAUGUCAUCCGCUGGCUGGACUUUGUGCAGAACUCGCCGGAGCUCGGUUUGAAUGUCCCCGAGACUGAGAAGGUCACGGUUGAUGUCGAGAAGGUCCUGUUUAUGCCCAAGCCUGAGGAGGCCCCUAAGAAGGAGAAGAAGCCGGCUGCGGCUGCUGUGGAGCCGGCCGCGAAGGGUGUGGUCGAGCAGGCGAAGAAGGGUGCCGCGGUCGCGGCGGAGACCGUCGAGAAGGUCGCACAAACGGUUAAGGAUGCGGCUGGUGCCGCGGUGGCUGCCGUCCAGGGGCAGGGAAAGAAGACGGAGAAGAAGGUGAAGCAGAAGCGCGAGGCCCCCCCGCCUAAACCAGAGCCCGUCAUGUCACCCGCCCAGCUCGAUCUCCGCGUCGGCCACAUCCUCUACUGCCGUCCCCACCCCAACGCCGACUCCCUCUUCGUCUCUACCAUCGCCAUGGGCGACGACCCCAGCAGCACUGUAAUCACCCCCCACUCCGAGAUCACCGACCUCCCUGCCGAGAUCCUUGCCAAAUUCAACCCUCUCCCUCCCGUCCGCACCGUCUGCUCGGGCCUCAACGGCCUCGUCCCCCUCGAGGAAAUGCAGGACCGCAAAGUCGUGGUCGUUGCCAACCUCAAGCCCGUAGUUAUGCGCGGUAUCAAAUCCGCCGCCAUGGUACUUGCGGCUUCUCCCCGUCCCGCGGCAGGAGAGGAGGCUAGCCACAAGAAGGAGUUCGUGGAGCUUGUCUCGCCGCCGGCAGGCGCCCAGGCAGGCGAAAAAGUGUUCUUUGAGGGCUAUGAGGGAACCCCCGAUGCCCAGCUGAACCCCAAGAAGAAGAUUUUUGAGCAGAUCCAGCCUGGGUUCAAGACGCUUGAGGAUGAUACGACGGUGGCGUUUGACCGUGCGCUUGCUGGAUGGGUCGGUCCCGAUGGAGAGAAGGGUAAGGCUAAGGGUGAGGCGGUCGCGAAGCUGGUUACCAGCUCUGGAGGCGUUUGUAAAGCCCCCACUCUCAAGGGUGCGGCUAUUUCAUAG
Molecule: messenger RNA, 1440 nt
Organism: Tricharina praecox
Lineage: Eukaryota; Fungi; Ascomycota; Pezizomycetes; Pezizales; Pyronemataceae
Exons: 2
Coding region: 1-1440 (479 amino acids)
Cellular component (GO): methionyl glutamyl tRNA synthetase complex
Molecular function (GO): tRNA binding
Source: RefSeq, a predicted model, not a curated record